AUGUAUCUAUUAAGACAGGUUCUUAAAGACAUUUGCUUGCAAAACGGCUGGACGUACUCGGUAUUUUGGAGGUUGAAACGCCGCGCAGUACCCAGGACACAGCAGAGCGUGCCUUCAAGAGGAAAUCGCAUCAUGAAACGGCAAGAAGACGACGAAUGGGUUCUGAUGUGGGAGGACGGUUAUCUCGUUCCGCAAGCUGUGCUGAAGAAGCUUGACGCUCAGAUGGAGCGAUUAAGGGACGCAGCUGUAGGCGGCGCUGCUGGCUGCAGCGCCCAGAAUCCCGCGCUGGAGCAGCUCUCAUAUGACUGGAAGCUGCUGCACGCCAGUUUCCUUAGGUUCUCGUACCAGAUCUACAACUAUGGCGAAGGGUUGAUGGGGCAAGCUGUGUCAGCGGAGGCAGCCGAGUGGGUCUACAAUGAUUCUAAGUACUACAGGGCAGAUGCCCUAGACUCCGUGCAGAACCAACACCCACCGGGAUGGGAUGAACAUUUCGCGUCUGGCAUUAAGACCAUCGCUGUGAUCCCAGUUCCUGGUGGAGCCGUACAAAUUGGUUCUGUUCUUCCGGUCAAAGAGGAUCCUUCUGUGGCCAAGCUUCUUCAGGAGAAGUUUGAGCAAUUACAAAAGAUUCCAGGGGUUUUUCUUCCAGACUUCAUCCCAGAAACAUCGUCGUCGCCUGCAACCAUCUCAGACUCCAUGCCAGCCUCCAUGUCCUUCAAUGCCAUGCAGAAGGACGACAUCCGUCAGGCGAACAUCAUGGCGGCUAAGGCCGUGGCGGAUGCCGUGCGUACGAGCCUUGGGCCCCGGGGGAUGGAUAAGAUGCUCACCACGGCCACCGGCGAGGUCAUUAUCACCAACGACGGCGCGACGAUUCUCAACAAGAUGGAGGUGACACAGCCAGCGGCGAAGAUGCUCGUGGAGCUGUCCAAGUCGCAGGACAUCGUUGCAGGCGACGGCACCACUACAGUGGUGGUGGUGGCGGGCGCGCUGCUAAAGGAGUGCCUGUCGCUGCUGGGAAAGGGCAUCCACCCUACAAUCAUCUCCGAAGCUCUGCACAAGGCAGCUAACAAGGCCGCUGAGAUCCUCACUACCAUGGCAGUGCCUGUGGAGCUCUCAGACCGCGAGUCGCUCAUCAAGAGCGCCAGCACGUCGCUCAACAGCAAGGUCGUCAGUCAGUACUCGUCGCUGCUUGCCCCGCUAGCAGUUGACUGUGUUCUGCAGGUGAUGGAUCCCAGCCGUCCAGAUGUGGUCGAUCUUCGCGACAUCAAAGUGCUCAAGAAGCUGGGCGGCACGGUGGACGACACAGAGAUGGUGCGCGGGCUGGUGUUCGACCGCAAGGCAAGCCACGCGGCGGGCGGGCCGUCGAGGGUGGAGAAGGCCAAGAUUGGACUCAUCCAGUUCCAGAUCUCGCCGCCCAAAACCGACAUGGAGCAGUCCGUGGUCGUCUCGGACUACACCCAGAUGGACCGUAUUCUCAAGGAGGAGCGCAACUACAUCCUGAAUAUCAUCAAGAAGAUCCGAGCCACCGGCUGCAACGUCCUCCUCAUUCAGAAGUCCAUCCUGCGAGAUGCUGUCACCGACCUGUCGCUGCACUACCUGGCCAAGGCCAAGAUCCUGGUGGUGAAGGACGUGGAGCGGGACGACAUCGAGUUCAUCAGCCGCACGCUCAACUGCCUCCCCAUCGCCAAUCCGGAGCACUUCCGCGUGGAGAAGCUUGGUUAUGCAGAUCUGGUGGAGGAAGUGCCUGUGGGGGAGGGCCAGGUGGUUAAGAUCACAGGCAUCAAGGACAUGGGGCGAACCAUGAGCGUGGUGGUGCGUGGAUCCAACAACCUCGUGCUGGAGGAGGCGGAGCGCAGCCUGCAUGACGCGCUCUGUGUCGUGCGCUGCCUCGUCAACAAGCGCUUCCUCAUUGCUGGGGGAGGUGCUCCGGAGAUAGAGGUCAGCCGGCAGCUGGCGGCGUGGAGCAAGCAGCUGGAGGGCAAGGAGAGCUACUGUGCAAGGGCGUUCGCCCAGGCUCUCGAGGUUGUGCCGUACACGCUAGCAGAGAAUGCAGGGCUGAACCCCAUCUCCAUCGUCACUGAGCUGCGCAACAAGCAUGCCGAGGGGGAGGUUAGUGCAGGCAUCAAUGUGCGCAAGGGAGCGAUCAGCAACAUGUUUGAGGAGAAUGUGGUGCAGCCGCUGCUCGUGAGCACCAGCGCCAUUUCUCUUGCUGCGGAGUGCGUCAGAAUGAUUCUCAAAAUCGAUGAUAUUGUCAUUACUAGAUAG
Molecule: messenger RNA, 2262 nt
Organism: Closterium sp. Yama58-4
Lineage: Eukaryota; Viridiplantae; Streptophyta; Zygnematophyceae; Desmidiales; Closteriaceae
Source: the annotation of a GenBank genome assembly